Messenger RNA from Rubroshorea leprosula, 1081 nucleotides. The record is from the annotation of a GenBank genome assembly. Lineage: Eukaryota; Viridiplantae; Streptophyta; Magnoliopsida; Malvales; Dipterocarpaceae.
AAGUUUUAAAAAUUUAUGAUUUCUUUUUCAGUUUUUAUUGAUUAAUAAUAAAAAAUAAAUUGAAUACAUAAACAAAAAAGAGAAAAGGGAAUGAAGAGUGAGUCUUUCUUUUGUGGUAGGAGAUUUUGUGUUUUACACUUGCUUGGGUUCCUUGCAAACCCACCCAGGCGCUGGGUUCCUUGCAAACCCAGGCGCUGGGUUCGCAAGGAACCCAAGUGUGCUAGGUUCACAAGGACGCUUGCUUGGGUUCGCGUUCCUUGCGAACUACGAACCCAACAUCUGGGUUCGCGUUCCUUGCGAACCCAGGCACUGGGUUCGCAAGGAACCCAAUCGUGCUGGGUUUGCAAGGAACCCAAGCGUGCUGGGUUUGCAAGGACGCUUGCUUGGGUUCGCGUUCCUUGUGAACUGCAAACCCAACGCCUGGGUUCGCAAGGAACCCAAGCGUGUUGGGUUCGCAAGGAACCCAAGCGUGUUGGGUUCGCAAGGAACCCAAGCGUGUUGGGUUCGCAAGGACGCUUGCCUGGGCUCACACCGAACCUAGCAUGCCUAGGUUCGGUGGAACCCAGCACGCUUGGGUUUGGUUCCUUGCGAACCCAGCGCCUGGGUUCGCAAGGAACCCAAGUGUGCUGGGUUCGCAAGGAACCCAAGCGUGCUGGGUUCCUACAAACCCAGCACGGCUGGGUUCCUUGCGAACCUAGGCAAGGUAAGGCAGUUGCUGGGUUCUUGUGCAGGUGUUGGGUUCGAUUUUUCAAUUCGAACCUACCAGUCGCUAGGCUUUUGCAGGUGUUGGGUUCGAAAUCGAACCUAGCAGGCGGUGGGUUUCAUUUCAAACCCAGCGGGUGCUAGGUUUGAGCAGCUGCUGGGUUCUUGCAAGUGAGGCUCUAGGUUUCGUUUCGAACUCAGUAGCUGUUGGGUCAAGUAUCUAUUGAGUUUAAUCUGUUGAUUUGUUUUGUUAUUCUCAAAUUUAAUAUUAAGAGUUAGGGUUUGCAGAAGGUUAAAGGAAAGGGAGAGGAAGAAGAAAGGGAAAAAGGAAAAACAAACGAAGAAAAAAAAAAAGGAAUAAGAAAUUUUUUAAGAUUUU